AUGGCUGAAAAAGCAGAGAGCAUGGCACCCGCUGGGCAAAACUCGCAGCCGGAGCGCAUCCCCCUUCGACAGCGCCGCCCUUCUUCAGGAGCUCCCAUCGUCGAUAUCCAAGGCUCCGUCGGCCCAGCUGGCGUCUCGCGUCCCAAGCACACACGAACUAUAACCGGUCUUGGGCCAGGCGAGAUCAAGAGUGUCGAAGCCUCGAUUCCUGAGCCUCAGCGUGAGGCAUGGAAACGUGCCCAAGCUAAAGGCUUCAGCGGCAAAGACGGCUUCGAGAAGGAGCUGGUCCGCCAUGUUGAGACCACACUUGCACGCAGCAUGUUCAACUGCGAUGAGAAGGCGGCAUACUCGGCCACUAGUCUGGCGUUUCGUGACCAAUUGAUCCUUGAUUGGAACCGAACCCAGCAGAACCAGACUUACAGGGACUCGAAGCGUGUCUACUACCUGAGUCUGGAGUUUCUCAUGGGUCGUGCCUUGGACAAUGCGAUGCUGAACAUUGGCCAGAAGGACAUCGCUAAGGCCGGCCUUUCUGAGCUGGGCUUCCGCAUUGAGGAUAUCAUCGGACAGGAGAACGACGCUGCGCUGGGCAACGGUGGUCUUGGUCGCCUGGCAGCCUGUUUCCUGGACAGUUUGGCGUCGCUCGACUUUCACGCCUGGGGCUACGGCCUGCGCUACCGGUAUGGAAUCUUCAAGCAGGAGAUCAUCGACGGGUAUCAGGUUGAAGUGCCCGACUACUGGCUUGACUUCAACCCCUGGGAGUUUCCUCGUCACGACGUGACGGUCGACAUUCAGUUCUUUGGCAACGUCCGUAAGGAAGCCAAGGAGCAAGGCAAGGAGGUAGCCAUCUGGGAAGGCGGCGAGAUAGUGCAAGCCGUCGCCUAUGAUGUUCCCAUCCCUGGCUACAACACGCCAACCACCAACAAUCUUCGAUUAUGGUCGAGCAAGGCCUCUGGCGGCGAGUUCGACUUUCAAAAGUUCAACAAUGGCGAUUACGAGAGUUCCGUCGCUGAUCAGCAGCGCGCUGAAACCAUCAGUGCCGUUUUGUAUCCCAACGACAACCUCGAGAGAGGCAAGGAACUCCGCUUGAAGCAGCAGUAUUUCUGGGUGGCCGCCUCACUGCACGAUAUUGUUCGCCGCUUCAAGAAGUCGAAGCGUGAUUGGAAGCAGUUUCCUGACCAGGUUGCAAUUCAGCUCAACGAUACCCACCCGACGCUGGCCAUUGUUGAAUUGCAGCGUAUUCUCGUUGACAUCGAGGGCCUGAAAUGGGAGGAGGCCUGGGACAUUGUAACCAGUACGUUUGGCUACACCAACCACACCGUUCUUCCCGAGGCUUUGGAGAAGUGGCCCGUAGGUCUCGUCCAGCAUCUUCUGCCUCGACACUUGCAGAUCAUUUAUGACAUCAACCUCUACUUCCUCCAGCAAGUCGAGAAGCAGUUCCCCGAUGAUCGCGAUAUCCUUAGGCGGGUGUCCAUCAUCGAGGAGUCGCAGCCCAAAAUGGUGCGCAUGGCGUACCUUGCGAUCGUCGGUUCUCACAAGGUGAACGGCGUUGCCGAGCUCCACUCGGAUUUGAUCAAGACGACCAUCUUCAAAGACUUUGUCGAAAUCUACGGCCCGGACAAGUUUACCAACGUCACCAAUGGUAUUACGCCGCGUCGUUGGCUGCACCAAGCCAAUCCACGCCUGUCCGAGCUCAUUGCCUCCAAGAUUGGUGGAAACGAUUUCUUGAAAGACUUGACCAAGCUGAACAAGCUCGAGUCCCUGGCCGAGGACAAGGAGUUCCGGAAGGAAUGGUCUGAGAUCAAGUACGCCAAUAAAGUACGACUAGCCAAGCUCAUCAAAGAGCUGACGGGUGUGACUGUCAACCCGGCUGCUCUGUUUGAUAUUCAGGUCAAGCGUAUCCACGAGUACAAGCGCCAGCAGCUCAACAUUUUCGGUGUGAUCCACCGAUACCUGACACUCAAGGCCAUGAGCUCUGAGGAGAGAAAGAAGCAACUUCCCCGCGUGUCUGUCUUUGGCGGUAAAGCAGCUCCCGGGUACUGGAUGGCCAAGCAGAUCAUCCAUCUGAUCAAUGCCGUCGGCUCGGUGGUCAACAACGAUGCAGACAUUGGCGAUCUGCUCAAGGUCAUCUUCUUGCCAGACUACAACGUCAGCAAGGCCGAAAUCAUUACGCCGGCUUCGGAUAUUUCCGAGCAUAUCUCGACGGCUGGAACCGAGGCUUCUGGCACGAGCAACAUGAAGUUCGUCCUCAAUGGCGGGCUUAUCAUCGGCACUUGCGACGGCGCGAACAUUGAGAUCACCCGCGAGAUUGGCGAUAACAAUAUCUUCUUGUUCGGCAAUCUGUCCGAGGACGUGGAGGAUCUACGACACGCGCACAAUUACGGCUCGCACACGAUCGAUCCUGACCUGAACAGAGUCUUCGACGAGAUGGAAAAGGGCACCUUUGGGACACCUCACGACUUCAGUGGCAUGGUGGCAGCCGUGCGACACCAUGGCGACUACUACCUCGUGUCGGACGACUUCCACAGCUACAUCGAGACUCACAAGCUCGUGGAUGAGGCGUACCGCAACCAGGACGAAUGGGUUGCCAAGUGCAUCGUGGCGGUUGCACGCAUGGGCUUCUUCAGCAGUGAUCGGUGUAUCAACGAGUAUGCCGAGUCGAUCUGGAACGUCGAGCCUUUGGCCGUGAAGAGUUGA
Molecule: messenger RNA, 2694 nt
Organism: Emericellopsis cladophorae
Lineage: Eukaryota; Fungi; Ascomycota; Sordariomycetes; Hypocreales; Bionectriaceae
Product: Glycogen phosphorylase-like protein
Exons: 2
Coding region: 1-2694 (897 amino acids)
Biological process (GO): glycogen catabolic process
Cellular component (GO): cytoplasm
Molecular function (GO): pyridoxal phosphate binding; glycogen phosphorylase activity
Source: RefSeq, a predicted model, not a curated record